AUGUUGUCUCAUAAAACUUUUAUAAUGAAGAAGAAGUUCGCGAAGAAGAAGAGGCAGAAUAGGCCGACCCCGCACUGGAUCCGCCUGAGAAUUGACAACACGAGGCAAAGUGCGCAACGUCGCACAAAGCUAGGGUUCUAA
This is a messenger RNA of Cucumis sativus (cucumber), 141 nucleotides long. Its product is annotated as 60S ribosomal protein L39-1-like. NCBI's taxonomy places the organism in Eukaryota, Viridiplantae, Streptophyta, Magnoliopsida, Cucurbitales, Cucurbitaceae. Bases 1 to 141 code for a protein of 46 amino acids. The transcript has a single exon. Gene Ontology annotation, cellular component: cytosolic large ribosomal subunit; ribosome. Gene Ontology annotation, molecular function: structural constituent of ribosome. Gene Ontology annotation, biological process: translation. The record is from RefSeq and is a predicted model, not a curated record.